AUGGGUAAUGAUAAGCAAUUUGUUGAACAACUGCCACCGCGGUUUAUUGAUCCAGCAACAGCAGCAACAACAACACCACCACCAACUGUAACUAAAUCAACUAAAGAUGGUAUUAUAGCUUUUCAAACACCGGUCGAACCUAUCGAAAGUCGUCAAACACUUCUUGACGAACAAAAAAUUUCUACGAAAACUCGUCGUUCGCCUUCAUCAACAUUUCUAUCAGCCGAUAAAAUAUUUGCUUUAGCUCUCUUUGUUUUAUUAAUUAUUCUUAUUACGUAUAUACUAUUUCAUGGUAAAAUAACUGAUGUUAAAUUAAGUCGUUUAACAAAUAAUGCAGAUUUAAAAUCGAAUGAUUUUCGAUCGAUACUUGAAGAAAUAGAUCGUACACUAAAAUCAAUCGAACGUCUACUUAUUGAACAAACGAAAAAACCAACUAUUAAUAUUCAAUUAAAUGGACAAGAUGUACGAGAAUUUUAUUCAAAUCAGACUGUAUUAAAUGAAUUUCUACGUCGCUAUAAAGAACGCCUAUAA
Adineta steineri is the source of this 531-nucleotide messenger RNA. NCBI's taxonomy places the organism in Eukaryota, Metazoa, Rotifera, Eurotatoria, Adinetida, Adinetidae. The record is from the annotation of a GenBank genome assembly.